Molecule: messenger RNA, 1815 nt
Organism: Paraglomus occultum
Lineage: Eukaryota; Fungi; Glomeromycota; Glomeromycetes; Paraglomerales; Paraglomeraceae
Source: the annotation of a GenBank genome assembly
AUGUCUAUGUUUACAUUCGACCAUCCUACUUCUAGCUCUGUUUCCACCAUGACUCACAACACAUCAUCAACAACAAAUCCACUCCCCUAUCAUCCGCUUCUCGACCUCCAACUGCCAGAGGGCCAUUACUAUUAUUUUCCUCCUAUACUGGCAUUCACCCCCUCUCCUAUACCGGGCGCCAGUUUGUCAGACGAAAUUACACACGGAAUGCAAAACGGAAUGCAGAGCAGCGCCCUAUCUAACGGAAUCGCCAGUCAAAUCGCCAAUUCAAUCGCUAGCUCAAUUCCAAACUCAAUCGCUAAUUCAAUCCCACCAUUGACUCCAAUCGAGACACCCGUUGAAUCACCUCGCGAGGUCGACAGUCCAGAAAGCUGCCCAGAGAUCGAGAUUAUCGAUGGAUUCACAAAUACGGGAAGCGAAUAUGCACAGGGUUUGGAUGUCAAGAUGGAGUUGGGCGUGGACAUGGACGAAGAUGUUGUUGAUGUUCCUUUGGGUCAAUAUGUCCAGUAUUCUUCUCAAGCCACGACACCGCUUACAUCACCCCUUCAUACCUGCUUCCCAACAUCACCGCUUCACACCGAUACCAAUCCAACCUUCAUGAGCCUAUUAACAUCGCCACCACUGCCGCACGAUAAAGACGAAGCCACUGCAGUAUAUUCCUUGAAUUCUAAGCCCGUUUUCCCACGUGAUUUAGUGAGGGGAUUCGAAGGCUUGCAUGAAAUGGACAGGAGAAAAUCGUUUGAUGAAGCAUUUCUCAGAAAACUUGAUUUGAAGCGAGAAAGGCAACGAUGGGAAGAAGAAAGCGAAGAGGCUAUGGAAAAGAGACGAAAAUCUCUGCCUACUGAGUUUGGGUCGAUGUUUAGUAUUAAUAGUAUAUGCUCGAUUUCUGGACAUCAAUCACACGCGACUCAACAAUCUCUUCCACCCACUCAAAGAAUUCGCAAACCAUCCAAACCCGUAGCGCCAUUUGCCUGUCCCCACGAAAACUGUCCAAAGACAUUUACCCGUCAAUACAAUCUCAAGUCUCAUCUUCGUACUCACACCGAUGAACGACCAUUCGUAUGCAACUACUCGGGAUGUCCUCGCGCCUUUGCUCGACAGCACGAUCUGAAAAGACAUCAAAAACUGCAUCUGGGUUUAAAACCGCACGUUUGUCGAAAUUGCGGACGCGCAUUUGCCAGAUUAGAUGCUCUAAACAGGCAUUUGAGAAGCGAUAACGCUGCGCAAUGUGCUCAAAAUGUGAGUGGUAUCGGAAGGUUCAGGCCUGAAUCGGCCGGAUGGUAUCCGUAUGUUGCAUCAAAGCUACGUAGUGCUAUUCACCGUGAAACACGUGAACUGUUGUUUCCGGGCGGGGUUGUGUUGAGACAGUUUCCAGACUUCUACGUCGGGAGAGAAAAUAUUUGGUUGCCUUUCCUGGAAAAGACCUUAAAUGCAGGAGCUGAACAUGUGUUGAUUGGGCAUUCUACCGGGGCUGUGGCGGCGCUCAGGUACCUCGAGUCUCAUCGUGUCUUGGGUGUGGCUCUUGCAUCUGCUUAUCAUACCCAUCUUGACGAUCCUAAUGAGCGUGAAUCAGGAUAUUUUUCCAGGCCUUGGGAUUGGUCAAAAAUAUCCCAGAACGCAAACUGGAUAAUUCAAUUCAGCAGCAGCGAUGAUUACGCGGUUCCGAUCGCUGAACAGAGAUUCGUUCAUAAUCAAAUUAAAUCGCAUUACCGCGAGUUUACAGAUCGUGGCCAUUUUACGGGCAGUAGAGAGUUUCCCGAACUCGUUGACACUGUUUUGGAAUUCAUGAAUGGCGUUUUGCCUGAGGAAGAGUAA